UUUCACCAGCGAACCUCGUCCUGUUGCUAUGAUGCUUGUUACUCUUCAGACAGUUGACAUUGUGUGGUUAUUGUUAGCAUUAGCUUUUCUGUUAGCUUUCAGUGUUUGUAAAUUCUCUCUCAGAUUACCGGGUGAAUUCGAGCAGCUUUUCCAGGCUCUUAUUCGAUACGGAAAAACCAAAGCACAGAUCCAGCAGCAACCCGAGACCUUUCCCUUACUUUAUGUUCCGAAAAGAUGGUUCUGGCAUUUCUACGCGGUUUCUGUCCUCUGGAAUGGACUUCUGCUCAUUUUGUUGAUCCUCUCUGUGUUCGUCGAGAAACAGCUUCCUGACUUUCUGACCAAUCUUCUUACUUUUUUAACUGGUCAAGCAAACGAGGUAAAACUGACAGUCUUAGUGUUACAAGCUCUCCUGUGGAUCCAUUCCCUCAGGCGCUUGCUGGAGUGCUUCCUGGUCAGCAUUUUCUCUAAUGGACACAUCAAUGUUGUUCAGUAUGCAUUUGGCUUGAGUUAUUACAUCCUGCUAGGGUUGACUGUCCUGUCUGUAAACUCCUCACUGCCUGCAGAAGGGACAUCUGUUGUGACCUUCUCCCAGAUCAUAUGGCCCAUUGCAGGAGUCCUGUUGUUCCUCUGGGCUUCACUGCUGCAGCACCGUUCACUCUCACUGCUGGCCAGCCUGCGCACCAACAGCUUAGGUCAGGUGCAGACUCUCGCCCAUAGGAUACCACAUGGAGGCUGGUUCGAGCUGGUGUCCUGUCCUCACUAUCUGGCAGAGCUGCUGAUCUACAUGGCCAUGAGCAUGUGCUGCGGCUGUGUCUCUUUCACAUGGUGGCUUGUGGUGCUCUAUGUUCUGUGUAACCAGGUUCUGGCAGCUCAUCUCUGUCAUGAGUAUUACAGAAGGACGUUUAAAGCUUAUCCCUCUGACCGCAAAGCCAUCUUUCCAUUCUUUCUGUAAUUAACUGAUUUUUGUUGUUGUUUUUUUAAAUAUACAAACAUGUCGAAA
Tachysurus fulvidraco (yellow catfish) is the source of this 1000-nucleotide messenger RNA. It is a transcript of the gene srd5a3, whose product is annotated as steroid 5 alpha-reductase 3. The record is from RefSeq and is a predicted model, not a curated record. NCBI's taxonomy places the organism in Eukaryota, Metazoa, Chordata, Actinopteri, Siluriformes, Bagridae. Gene Ontology annotation, biological process: polyprenol catabolic process; dolichol-linked oligosaccharide biosynthetic process. Gene Ontology annotation, cellular component: endoplasmic reticulum. The transcript has 5 exons. The coding region runs from base 29 to 952 and encodes 307 amino acids. Gene Ontology annotation, molecular function: 3-oxo-5-alpha-steroid 4-dehydrogenase activity.